AAUCCCACAUUGCUAACUACUCUAGAGACUGUUCAUACAUAUAUAUAUAUAUAAAUCUUUCCAUUGAUGAACAAGGUUGUGCUUGUUUGUUCUUAAAAAAUGUCUACAAUUAUUUAUACAUUUUUCUCAUUCUUUUUCAUUACUUGCCCCACAAUUUUCUCCAAUGCUCUCACUAAUGACGACCCAACUCCAUAUCUCUCACCCUUGACAUUUUUCCCAAACUAUAAAACAAUGCUUAACUCUUUCAAAAUUUUCAUAUACCAACCAAACACAGCCUUAGCUUACAACUCAAACACCCAAUCACUCUUCUAUGCUUCUCUUCAAAAGAGUCCCUUCGCCACCAUUAAUGGCGAACAAGCUCACCUCUUCUUCAUCCCUUUCAGUACCUCUGAUCUCUCCAGAAUCAUCAGAGAUAUACGUAAGAAAUUUUCUUACUGGAAUCGCACUCUCGGCGCCGAUCACUUUUACCUCUCCUGCGGUGACAAUACUACUACUACCGAUUCAGAUCGUAACGUUCUCGAGUUGAGGAAGAAUUCAAUUCAGAUCUCAUGCUUCCCUACUUCUUCCUACACUAAAUUCAUUCCUCACAAGGACAUUACUCUCCCUCCUCUCCCAACCACUGCAGCAGACACAAUCAUCAACCAAUUGUCAAACGCGAAUCAGAGUUAUCUAGGUUAUUUUAGAUACGACGGAGAAGACAAGGAUGGUUCACAUUCUGUUUUGGUGAAUCAAUUGGCCGUUGAUCCUGAUUUUCUGGUUGAUUUUGAACCAUUCGAUGAGAUUAGAGCUUCGACAAGUAAAUUCUGCUUGUUUGAGUAUGGCUUCUCUGAUAUGUCGAGGAUCGUAGUGGCUUUAGGAUUAGGGUGCGUGCCGGUGGUGAUUAGUGACCGUCUGAUUAAGGAUCUGCCGUUCGUGGAUGUGGUGAGGUGGCAGGAGAUUGCAAUGUUUGUCAGGUUUGGGGGAGGAGUGGAUGAGGUGAAACACAUAUUGGUUCGCACAAGUGGAGAAAUUUACACACGUAUGAGAGGAAUGGGCAUGAAAGCAAGCAAACAUUUCCUGUGGCAUGUGUCACCUCAGCCGUUCGAUUGUUUUAAUACGUUGAUUUAUCAACUCUGGUUAAGGAGACACACAAUUAGAUACGCGCUUAGGACUAUGGAGUAAUAUAAUUAAUAAAAUUAAAAUAUAAAUAGGGAUGACAACGGUAAAGUAUGGGUAGAGUAUGUGUAUGUAUUGCUCUAUCGAAUAUAAAAUAUAAUUGCUAACAAUUAAAAUAAUAGUAUUAAAAAUAUUAAAUAUUUAUUUUAGAAUUUUAUAUUUUUAUAAUAAUUAAUAUAAAAGUAAUUUUUGUGUGUAAUUUUUAAAUAUGAAAUAAAUGUAUAGUAUUUAAAUAUAUAUAAAUAUAAAUAUAUGUAUAUAUAUGAUUGGGUUGGAUAAUAUGGCAAUAUUAGGGUCAAUCCUGACAUAUAGUGGGAAUAAAAUUUUUUGGGAAAUUAUUUAGAAAAAAUGUGAUAUUUUUUAAAAUUAGUAAAAAAAUGUAUAAUUUUAAAAGGAAGAAAUAUUUUUUGAGCUCUUAGGUUAGGUGGGCUCUAGGCACAGACUUAGCCUGCCUAUGUCUAUGGGCGGGCCUGAAAGGGUACACCUAUACCCAUACCUUAUUCUACAUCCACAUCGAGUACAUGUUUUCAUACCCUCACCUUACUCUACACGCUAAUUCAACGAGUAAAUGUGUUUUCAGAUAAAAUUGUCAUCACAAAAUAUAAAACGUCAUAUUAGCAAAAUAUCAUUGUACAUUAAAUAUUAAUUAGAAAAAUAUAUUUCUUAAAAUUAAUUACAGAAAUGAAAUUUCUCGAGGACACUCAUUUUGAUUAAAGGAAUGGUGAAAAAUGAAAAUGAUUGUAAAAGGAAAGUGAAUGAUCUACUAUUUUCUUGUUGAUUAUAUAUGACUUUGCUGGUUGCUUAUUAUACACAACAUGGUCUUCAAUAAGGUUUAUUCUAAUGAGAAAAUAUUAAGAUUUAAUUUCAGAUCAAGAUGUUGUUUUGAGCGAAAAUUAAUUAAACACAUAAUUGUGUUUAAGCCAUUUUUUAAUUAAUUAUUUUAUUAAAAUAUAAUUUAGUUUUACUUAUUAAACCUUACUCUCUCAUAAAAAUGAAUUAUUCUAACUCUAAGGAUAUACUUUGUAGUUUGUACAAUUAAGACAAAGAGUGUGUUUGGUAGGUCGUAUAGGGAUCGUAUUGUAUUAAAUAAUAAAUAACACAAUAUUUAGAUAAAACAUUGUAUUAUUAUAUUAAUUAUUAUGGCUAUAAAUUUUAAUACAAUGUGAGUCGUAUUAUUUAAUACAUAACAAAUUACUAAAAUUAUAAUUAAUAAUAUUUACAAAGGUUCUCAGGUAAACCCCGACCCUAGCUCUGGACCUCGAACUCGAACCCAUACCUUGAUCAUGGACCCGAACUCGGACCCCGAUCUCGACUCGAACCCAGACCCAGUUCAGAAUCCAGAGUCCAAGUUCAGGUUCAGGUCCAAAUCUAGGGUUUGGGUCCAAGUUCAGGUUCGGGGCCCGAGUUCGAGAUUGGGUCUGGAUUCGGGUCCGAGUUUGGAUUCAAGUUUAGGUUUGGGUUUGAAUCAUAGUUCAGGUCCGUGGUUCGGUCUAAGUCUCGGUUCGAGUCCAGAUUCGAGGUCUAAGUCGAGAUCCGAAUCAAGGUCUGAGUCCAAGUUCGAGUGUAGGCCGUGAUCGGAGUUGGAGUUAAGUUUAUUGUAAAUAAUUUAUAAUUUCAAAUAUCCUAUUAAUACAUUUACCAAAAAAAAAUACAUUCUAUUAGUACAAGUCAAUAUUAAACAUAUUGUAUUAAAUCAUGUUAAUACAAUGUAAUAUUAUCUAACACAAUAUAAUAUAAUAUAAUGUGUAAAAGAGUUUCAAAAUAUAAGAAAUAUCUUUGUUACAAAUUUAUAGUGGAUUAAACAUUCUUUCUAACCACUUAACCACUUGAGGCUAGCUCAAGUGACCAUAGGUGGGUGUGUGUCUUGGAGGUCCUGAAUUCGAGUCCCAAGUAAAACAUAGUUGUAAUAUAUAAACGCUUAAAUAAAAAAAAUAAAAACAUUCUUUCUAACAUUAGGCAACUUCUGUAACCUUUUUAACCAAAUUUACAGUGUAGUUCAAACGUGUUCUAAUAACACACACUAUCUUAUUUGAAUUUUAAUCAGUUUAGCUAAAUUUGAAACAUUGGAUAUGUCACAAGACGAUUUACUAUAAUCGUGAAGAAGAAAGUGAGAGACUAAUGCAAUGCUUUUCAGAAAGAAAGACAAAAGUCCCACAUUGAAUAUAUAGUGAUGAUAUCGUACCACGUGUAGCUUAUUUAAAGCAAAGUCUUUCUCAUUACAAUUCAUACCUUUCUCGGCCUUUUGGCUAAGAUCAAGUGUAGUAUCUGUUCUUAUCAGUUUAAUAUCUGAUAUGUGGGCCAACGGCCCACACGAUAUUAAAUUAAUUUUUUAAAGGGAAAGGCCCAUUCAGUAGCUUGCUACUCGGGCCUUUACGCGUCGCCUAUGUGUUGCACUACAACAUGGGCCUGGCGCACCCU
Cannabis sativa is the source of this 3573-nucleotide messenger RNA. Its product is annotated as probable glycosyltransferase At5g20260. Bases 100 to 1161 code for a protein of 353 amino acids. The transcript has a single exon. NCBI's taxonomy places the organism in Eukaryota, Viridiplantae, Streptophyta, Magnoliopsida, Rosales, Cannabaceae. The record is from RefSeq and is a predicted model, not a curated record. Gene Ontology annotation, molecular function: glycosyltransferase activity.